Messenger RNA from Paracoccidioides brasiliensis Pb18, 3135 nucleotides. Its product is annotated as 5'-3' exoribonuclease 2. The record is from RefSeq and is a predicted model, not a curated record. Gene Ontology annotation, biological process: nuclear-transcribed mRNA catabolic process. Bases 1 to 3135 code for a protein of 1044 amino acids. The transcript has 5 exons. Gene Ontology annotation, cellular component: nucleus. Gene Ontology annotation, molecular function: zinc ion binding; 5'-3' RNA exonuclease activity; RNA binding.
AUGGGUGUACCAGCGCUUUUCCGAUGGUUAUCUUCCAAAUACCCUAAAAUCAUAUCUUCGGUCGUCGAAGAAUUGCCGCAAGAAAUUAACGAACAGGAGGUUCCCGUGGACACGACGAAACCGAAUCCAAAUGGCGAAGAAAUGGAUAACCUAUACUUGGACAUGAAUGGAAUCGUCCAUCCAUGUACCCAUCCCGAGGGCAAGCCACCUCCUUCAAACGAGGAAGAGAUGAUGUUGGAGAUUUUCAAGUAUACAGAUCGGGUUGUGAACAUGGUCAGGCCCAGGAAACUGUUGAUGAUUGCUGUUGAUGGCGUCGCUCCACGUGCUAAAAUGAACCAACAACGUUCUCGUCGAUUCCGCUCUGCCCAAGAAGCCAAGGAAGCUGACGAGAAAAAGGUAGAGUUCGCCAAAUUGCUCAGAAAACAAAAUGGGAAGAAGAGCUGUGAGGAGAUUGUAGAGGAAGUCACUAUGAAAACAUGGGAUUCCAAUGUCAUCACACCUGGCACACCUUUCAUGGAUAUCCUUGCUGCAGCUUUACGGUACUGGGUUGCAUAUAAACUCAACACUGACCCUGCUUGGGAGAAGUUGAAAGUUAUCAUUUCAGAUGCCACAGUUCCCGGUGAAGGUGAACAUAAAAUUAUGGAAUUCAUCAGAUCACAGAGGUCCUGUCCUGAGCACGACCCAAACACUCGCCAUGUGAUAUAUGGUCUGGAUGCUGAUUUGAUUAUGUUGGGACUUGCAACACAUGAACCUCACUUUCGAGUUCUUAGAGAAGACGUGUUUUUCCAAGAAUCUAAAGGGCGAACUUGUCAUUUAUGUGGACAAACUGGCCAUAUAGCCGAAGCCUGUAAAGGCACUGCAAAAGAAAAGAAUGGUGAAUUUGAUGAAAAGGGUAAAGGAAGUUCCCUCAAGCCUUUCAUCUGGCUCCAUGUCUCUGUACUUCGUGAAUACCUUGCUGUCGAAAUGCACGUUCCGCAGCAACCUUUUCCCUUCGAUUUAGAGAGAGCUCUAGAUGACUGGGUGUUUAUGUGCUUUUUUGUGGGAAAUGAUUUCUUGCCCCAUCUGCCAUCUUUAGAUAUCAGAGAAAACGGCAUUGAUACUCUGAUUGCUAUAUGGCGCGACAAUAUACCUGCCAUGGGUGGUUAUUUAACCAAAGAUGGUCAUGUUGAUUUGAAUAGGGCACAGCUUAUCUUACAAGGUCUGGCUAAACAAGAGGAUGCCAUUUUCCGUCGCCGCCGCCAAACUGAAGAAAGAAAAAAUGCGAACGCCAAAAGGAGGAAAGAGGAAGAGAGAGUCCGGGAGGAAGAGCGUUCACGAAAACGACGUAGAAGCUCUCCUACUUAUGGGACUAUGAGAAAUGAGCUCUCUCUACCCGCCCCGCCACCUCUCAUGGUUCCUGGAAAGGGCAAUCUUUCUAGAGCUGAGAGGGAACUCACACACUCCAUGGUUGUGAACCGUGGCGCCAUUUACAAGGCAAACUUGGCCAACAAAAGUGCGGCUGCGGCUAUCAAAAGUCAACUCCUCAAAGGCGCUAGUAGUAAUGGUGAUCUUACUGGCGUUGAUGCGGAAGAUUCUGUGGAUGGUCCACCCGACGCUUCUUCACCAACUCACCUAGGCAAAAGAAAGGCCGACGCUCUAGACACAGGAACAGAGUCCGAGACACCUUCAAUAAAACCACAAGACAACGAUGAUGAUCUACCUCCGGACACAGUUCGACUGUGGGAAGAAGGGUACGCUGAUCGGUAUUAUGAGCAGAAGUUUCAAGUUCAUCCAAAGGAUAUCGAGUUUCGUCACAAGGUAGCCAGAGCUUACGUUGAAGGCCUAGCAUGGGUGCUUCUAUACUAUUUCCAGGGCUGCCCUUCAUGGACAUGGUAUUACCCGUACCAUUACGCUCCUUUUGCUGCUGAUUUCGUUGGCCUGGGCAAAAUGAACAUUGAAUUCAAUAGAGGGGCACCAUUCAAACCUUUUGAGCAAUUGAUGGGAGUCUUACCGGCGGCAUCCAAUCACGCAAUCCCAGAAGUAUUCCACGACCUAAUGUCAGAUCCGAAUAGUGAAAUCAUCGAUUUCUACCCUGAGGAAUUUCCAAUAGAUCUUAAUGGCAAGAAAUUUGCAUGGCAGGGGGUAGCACUUUUACCAUUCAUUGACGAGAAACGUCUCCUGGUUGCGAUGGAGAAGCGAUAUCACCUCUUAUCGAGCGAGGAGCAUGCUCGAAACUCAACGGGGAGAGAUGUGCUCCUCGUAUCCGAUCGACAUCCGUUAUACGACAAUUUAACCGCGAACUUCUAUUCCAAGAAACAAGGACUAUCGAAAUUGAAGCUAAACAUGCGAGUGAGCGAAGGUUUGGGAGGUAAAGUAGAGCGCAACGAUGCGUACGUUCCGCAUAGCUCUCUUGUCCCUCCAUUUGAUAACGUGGAUCUACCCACAUUUGAUGAAGAUCAUUCAAUAAGUGUCCUCUACGAUAUUCCCAAAUCCAUGUACACUCACAAAUCUAUGCUUCUAAGAGGCGUAAAGCCUAACCCUCCAGUCCUCGAUAAAGCCGACAUCGAAGUCACCAGAAACAAAGCUCAGCGGUCCGGCCGCUCCUUUGGAGGAGUGCCGUUCAGCAAUGGUAGGGGCAGAGGUGGUCAAAUGUCAUAUGGCGGCAACCGGCCCAAUAACGAUAGGCCCAACCCCUUUGCCGCUCAUAUUAACCCUGACUUCGUGCCACCGCCAAUACCGCCACCGCAUAUGAGUGGGCCCCCAGCGGGAUGGGCCCCUCCACCCCCAGGGAUUGUUGGAGGUGCAUAUGGUGCUUCUCGGUUCGACAGGCUCCCACAAGCUCAUCCCUACCAACAACAACGGAGUCAUAGCUAUCCACAUCAAUCCGGACAACGUGGUCAGUACUCUCAGUCAUAUAACCAACCAAGGGAAUACGGCCAAGAUAGGCUAUCUGGCCAAACCCAGCAAUACGGGCAAAGAGGAGGGUAUGGACAGUAUCGGGGAGACCAUAAUACGUCCGGUGGUGGUGGAGGAGGAGGAGGAGGCAAUGCAGGCCGAGCUCGGGGCGGCGGAUCCUAUAGAGGCCGUGGCCGUGGAUAUUACCAAGGCCAAAACACUUAUAAUGGCAACCGCAAUGAUGGAUAUGGGCGGUAUUGA